Chaetomium fimeti is the source of this 1080-nucleotide messenger RNA. RefSeq lists its product as uncharacterized. Bases 1 to 1080 code for a protein of 359 amino acids. The record is from RefSeq and is a predicted model, not a curated record. Lineage: Eukaryota; Fungi; Ascomycota; Sordariomycetes; Sordariales; Chaetomiaceae. The transcript is spliced from 2 exons.
AUGCUGCCAGCCGCAUACCCCGAUCCCACUGAUGUGCCCUUUUCCGGCCUCGUGGAAGACUUGAAGUUCAACGAGGACCUCAAAGUAGUGGAGGAGCAGACGCGAAAGAUGCUCAAGGCCGUGGAUCCCAACAAGAAUUUCCUGCCCGGCCAGCCACGUAUAUGCCUAGACGACGGCCCCAAGGACGGCAAGGACCCGCUUCUGUUGUACCUUGAUGAAUCACACAAAACCGACAAGCUUGAUGAACUACUCCCUUACAUGCGAUUCAUUUUUGUGCAGACACCUUCCCACGAGCACAUCAUGCCGCUGCAUCACCAGGCAGCACAUGCACGCGACGUGAAGGUGACGGAGAACCCUGGCCUGCAUCUCGUCUGGUACCACGAGAUUAUUUACGUCAAACCCAUCCCGGCCUACUUCUACUCGCCAGCGUUCUGGGAGUACCUGGAGAACACCGGCGAGAAAGACAAGACACUGUACAAGGCCUGUGUUGGAUUCAUGCGGAGCUACUACAUGCUCAUCAAAUACGAGAUCGACUUCAAGGAGGCCUGCAAGCUGGGUUUGAUACCGAGGAAGGGCAAGGGCAAGGGCAGGCUGCCAAGCUACGAAGAAUGGUGCAGGUUCAUCAUGCCCUUCGCCCGAGUCGGCGACAAACACGUCAACUACCGCUACAACUACGGCGAGCUCCGUCUGACGCGCAUCAACAACACGGCCAUGUUCUUCAGGUUCAGGUUGGCCUACUACCACAUCUACCCCCAAUGGGGUUCCUUCCUGGAACACACCCUGGCUCCCAUCAUCACCAUCUUCGUCGUGUGCUCCGUCCUCCUCGACUCCAUGCAGGUCGUCCUUACCGCCAUCGCCAUGGUUAAUUCGCCCCCGGACGGGGUGUGGCCAAGAUUUGUCGACGCCUCCAUCUGGUUCCCGGUCGUUGUGAUGCUCAGCAUCGCUGCAAUCCUCCUCGUCACACUGCUCUGCGUCGGCAUCAUGGGCGCAAAGGACUUUCUGCGUGGCAACCGCGUUCGCCGGGAGAAGAAGAGGGGAGUCACAAACGUAGGCAUUCGAACUCACGGUAUGGUUUGGUAA